AUGGCCGGCGAUGGGCCAAGCGUGCUGGAGGAGCAGCCUGUAUCGGCAGACGAGGCAAUCGCUUUGAUCGACAAGGCCAAGACCAUCGUAGAAGCUGACAUGGGCGUGAAGGUGGCGGAUAUGCUCGGGCCGGACUUUCGGUUCUUGUGGCAAUUUAACGGGGACAUGGCCAGGGCCGACUACCUGACGGAAGGAACGGGACCGUACGCUACCUUGAGGACGGCUUUGCCCGACCUCUUCUGGAACUCGUACGAUUACAGGGUGGACAAGUACAACCGCAACCGUGUUUGGGCGACGACCCGACUCACGGGGACUCACAACGGACCCCUGGUCUUCGACGGGAAGGAGUACCCCCCCAGUGGCAUCCGCGUGGAGGCGGCGCCGGAGUGCGUAUCGGUGACUUUCGACGAGAAGUCGGGCCUAGCCACCAAGAUCACGGGAGGGUUCUGCAUCGACAGGGGGGUCGGGAACACGGGGCCGGCGGGAGGGAUCUGGGGAGUUUUGCAGGCAAUCGGAGAGCCAGUGUCGGCGUGGAAGUACUUCCCCCCCGUCAAGGUGCUUGUUGACGUGCUGGGCCCCACCUUCCGCCCUAAGGGCAGCCAGGGCAAGGCCAAGGCGCCCUACAGAGACUCUGUCGCCAUCGCCCUCGCCAAGCAGGUGCUGACGGCAUUGAGGGACGACACUGGUGCGUUGGCCGAUCUUCUAGCGGACGAUUGCAUGAUAUACGCGCCCAUUCUCGGCCCCCUCAAGAAAAAAGAGAUCGUGCAGAGCGCGACCGUAGAUCUCGUAGAUUUCUUCUCGGGGCUGGACACGGAUGACAACUACCACGACGCCAGGGUGGACCCUUUCGAGCCGUCAAGGGUGUGGAUCACUACGAUACCGACUACAAAGGUGGUGGGGGCUACGACGUGCUUCGGGACUAAGUUUGAGCCGAAGAGGCAGUCGUUCGUGAGCACGCCCCAGACCUUUUCCGUUACCUUCGACAGCGAUGGCUUCGCCUCCAAGAUUACGCUUGGCUGCCCAAUGGAUACCGAAGUCGGCGACACGGAAGGGCUGACGAACUUCCAGGGUAUUCUGGCAGGACUAGGCAUCCCUCUCCCCGACCCGUUUGGCCGCCCGGCCCCCGAUUCGUUCAGAAGGGUCUUGUCUUCCGUGUUCCCCAAGAAAAAGCCAGCACCGCCUGCCGUGAAGAAGUCCAAGCCCGCCAAGCCCGCCGCUGCUAAGCCUGCCGCCCCCGUCAAGAAGCCCGCACCGCCUGCUUCGAAGACUGGUGCGAAGAAGGCUGCACCGGCGAGGCCUGUCGCUAAGCCCGGCAUGCUGAAAAUGCCUACCGCCAUGCCUGCGAAGAAGACCGCGUCGCCUGCGAAGAAGAAGCCGGUUCCGGCUAAGCCCGCCGCGAAAAAGCCUGCCAUGCUGAAGAAACCCGCCAUGCCGCCCGCCAAGAAACCCGCCCCGGCGGCCGCCAAGUCUGCCGCACAAAAGCCCGCCGCCGCACCAAAGGCGAAGCCUGCCACGCCGCCAAAGAAAGCGGCGGCACCUGCGGCGGUGGCCGCUAGCAAGGCGCCGGCAGCGGCGAAGGGCGGCGGCGGGUCAUCAUUCGGAGGGAUGUUCAACUUCGGCGGCGGCGGCGGGUCGGGGGGGGGGGGCGCAGGAGGCGCUAAGACAGAGGCGGUAGCGACGAAGGCGAAGAAGGAGGCGCCCAAGCCGGCGGCGCCUAAGAAGGUGGCUGCUCCCAAGAAGGCGGCUGCCCCGAAAAAGGCGGCCGCUCCCCAAAAGGCGGCGGGUCCCGCGAAGCAGGCAAAACCGGCUCCGGCCGCUGCGAAAGCGACGGGGAGCGUGACCUUCUCCCCUGUCUUGGCACAGAAGCUCGAGGAGGCGUUGGGCUCUGCCUCCAAGGUAGAUCAGCUCUCCAAACGGACAGAACUCUUCGCCAGGGGCGGUAUCUCCGCAAUGGACUACUGGUCCACACUCAAGAAUACGCUUGGUCCUGACGGAGUGCAGAACCUCGGGCCAGACAUAAUCGGUGCGCUGCCGUCGGGUAACCAGAAGAGCGCCAUCUUUAAGCUCUACUCCACUAGCUAAGGUUGUGUGGCCAAGAUGCGAUGGUCGUGUGUUCGGGUAGACGUUCGCCCCGUGCUGCUAGAGUAGAUACUGCUGUCAGUUGAUCUGAUGGGCAGGGUUGUGCGGCAACCGCCAUACUUGGCAGAAAAGGGGGGGGGGGCGCAGCGGGCGAGAGCACCGCCCCAGUACGUACGUACGUGGCUGGUGGCUCCUGUUGUACCCGCCGCCAUGCUAUUUUCUCUUUCGAUGCUUUGACACGAAGAAGAGCCCAUUCUCAGACAGACGGGAAUGGACGCAGCGGGAGGGGUUUCAUGGAGUCCACGAACGCACGGCGCUUGGAUCUAACCCGUCGACUAUUCUAGCACUAGUUUUGUCUAGGUGGCUGCCUGCGUAGACAUACAUGUAUCAUAAGUCAUGGUAAAAAUGGCAGUCUAUUGUUGUAAACUUCACAAUUUGAAACUGCUCUGUCGAGUGAUUGCACAGAGACGCCACACGAGUUUACCGCUGUAGUUCAUAUAUCGACGAAUCGUGAACCGAUCGUUUCGUCUGCAUGGCUGAGGGUAUGGUACUGUAUUUACCAGAGAGUACGGCAAUCAGGAUCGUCUUCGAUGCUAACUACAGUGCUGUAGUCCAUGCGCAUCCUUCUUGGUGGGCAGAUUUUCGUUGUCAUGGUGUAUGUAGCUCGUCAAGAGUGGUGGCUGAGGCUACCGCCGACAGCAUUGAUUGAUUGAUCAACGGAUGAUUCCUUUUCUUU
Messenger RNA from Ectocarpus siliculosus, 2815 nucleotides. The record is from the annotation of a GenBank genome assembly. Lineage: Eukaryota; Phaeophyceae; Ectocarpales; Ectocarpaceae.